This is a messenger RNA of Moneuplotes crassus, 1081 nucleotides long. NCBI's taxonomy places the organism in Eukaryota, Ciliophora, Spirotrichea, Euplotida, Euplotidae. The record is from the annotation of a GenBank genome assembly.
AAUGAACUUUAUGACGAAAAUGCGGUCAUUAGUUGAUGAUUCUGAUAAGGAAAACUGCAAUGAACUAAAUAAACCCCAUUUUGAAGCAGGCUUCAUACCCACCCUAUCUAACCCUCACCCCCAAACCGCCAGGGCCCAAAUAACCACAUUCUACAAAACCACCUCUCGUCCUGGUCCUAAAAUCCCAUCAUGCAGCUCCAGCCAGGCUCGAUCCCAAACCUUUAUAAGACCAGAUAGGAAUUAUUAUUGAAGAAAUAAGCCUGAGGGAAGAGAUCUUAGUUGUAAGACCUUUAGGGUUAGGAGGCAUGAGGAUUAUGAAGAUGACUAUCAGAUUAGGUCUUCCCUUCUGAGUGAGAUUUCGAAGAACACUGAAAGUGAAUAUAGUGGGUACCUUAGGACCCCGUUUAAGGAAAUCAAAUCUAUGAGAGCAGUUAACCAUAAUGAGGAAGAAGAGAAGCAGAAGAGUGAACAUAAUAAUGGCAAUGGAGGAAUUGUGUGUGAUGAAGAAGAAGAUAGCAGGAGAUUGUUUAAUACUGCAAGACCGAAAGAGACAAAGAAAAUUUCGAGGAAAAGUAUCCGACUUGGCAAAAAGAAGAAAAUUAAAAUCAAGAAAAAGGGUAAAAAGGAACAGUUGCUGAGUGAAAGAAGGAAGUAUAAGAAAAGAAUCAAAAUGCUACAUUUAGCAAUGAGGAAAGAAUUCGAGAAGUUGAUUAAAAAGAAAAAGUUCAAAAACAGCAAUAGACCUUUUAAAUGAAUUAUCCUAAACACCAUAAAUAAUCUUAAAUCCCGUAACACCACCAGUCGGUGUAAAACCCGUACUCUUCUCACAGAUGGUUGGAAGGUAAAAAUCUCAAAUCCAAAGCCCACCACUUCCACUCAUCGUUCUAAAUCCCGUUCAAAAAAUCCUAAGCCUGGUGGGCAAUCCCGGUCCCACUUAAACUCCAAUACAAAAUCCAUAAAAAAUUCCCGUUCAAAAUCAAGAACUCCCUCGAUUUCCUCGAAAUCUUCAAAACCACAAAAAUCAGAACAAAAUUUCAAAAAAUUAAAAAUUUCAAAAUUUCAAAAAAAAUUUCAAAAUUAA